AUGUCUCCUCUGCCCUUCGGCCCAGCUCAAUUCCAUGGAACGAAAAGCGUCCCAGCCAGCAGAAGCCCAGGCACGCGCCUGGGUUUUGACUUUGGCUUCGUGGGGCGGGAGGGAAAUUAUCUGAGCUCAUUUGCGGAAUCAGAGGCAGACCGAUAUUAUCAAGGGAAUACGGAGGAGGAGAGGAAGAUCAAAUGGAGGGAGAAGGCUGUCGGUCGUGGCGGGAUCACAGCUCACUUUCAAUUUGUAAAUCAUCAUGAUGGCAAACGUAAGAUGCACGAGCAAUAUGUUUUAAUAUCCGGGAUCCCUGGUAGCAUCAAGCACGAGAGUACUCUGUAUAUCAGGAAGAGAUCAUAUCGGAGAGGGAAGAGAAGGGGGAGAGAAAAAGGAGAACCAAAUGUCGUGAUGCGGCUUAGUGAGCUAGUCAGCCCGUACUUGGAGCCGCCGAUCGCUCACCCUCAACCUCACCUCUCCGCGCCCUCGUCACCGUGA
Messenger RNA from Coccidioides immitis RS, 489 nucleotides. RefSeq lists its product as uncharacterized. Lineage: Eukaryota; Fungi; Ascomycota; Eurotiomycetes; Onygenales; Onygenaceae. The coding region runs from base 1 to 489 and encodes 162 amino acids. The transcript has 3 exons. The record is from RefSeq and is a predicted model, not a curated record.